GAAAGAGAGAGAGAGAGAGAGAGAGAGAGAGAGAGAGAGAAAGAGAGAGAGAGUAUAACUCGGAAAUCGCAUGCGUAAGAUCUGAUGACGAUAUAUAGAGUACCAGAAGAAGGCAGUUGCGCUUAAACGGCGCCUAGCAUCGGACGUUUUAACGCGAUAUGAAAGAUACUAGUCCCAUUUUUUAUAAAGUAUUAAUUUUUUUAAUGGAUGGAUUUUUAAAAUUUACGAAAUAAGAUAAAAUCUAGUGUAAAGAUAAAAUUCAUAAUCAAAUUUCAAAACUUGUUUAUUGAAGAUUGAAAUUGGAAAUUGAAAAUUGUUUUCUUUAAGUGGAAACAUCUGCUACUUUUUACGAUUUGUGAUAGACAAAACUAGAAAAUUAAAAGGAAAAUCAAAGUAUUUCUUCAGCGUAUUAUCAAGUGGAGAGAUAUUUUUAAUGACUUUUUACUUUGAUCAUUGAACAAAUGCUAGACACCUUUUAAUAACUUCUAUGUAAUAUCCUGCUGAACAACUUCCGGACAAUGAGAAACGAUCAUUAGUGUAGUAAUACAAUUGAAAUAAAUAAAAAAACUGGGACAGUAUAAUGGACGUAUAUAAUUUAGAAGAUAUUGAUUUCAAUAAUCCUAACAGUUUUAAUAUGCAAAAUCGAACUUUGGAAAUAAAAGCAAAUCAGUGUCAUCAAGGAAAUAUUUCAUCAUCCGGAUGGUGUCCGGAAAUUUGGGACAAGAUAUUAUGCUGGCCAUCAACGGCACCUGGAGAGCUGGCCAUUUUAUCUUGUCCUUCUUACAUCGUAGGAUUUGAUAACCACGCAAAUGCCUCCAGACAAUGUAUGAUGAACGGACAAUGGUUAUGGAAUAGCACUAUCAACAAUACUUGGAGUAAUUACAGCCAAUGCUAUAAAAGCAAUCUUGUAACUAUCCUAGUGGAGUUGCCUGAAGAAGAACAAAAAAACAUUGAUAUUGUCAUUAAGAAAUAUGUUCCAAUAGUGAAGAUUAUCUCAAAAAUUGGAUAUACCGUUUCCUUUUUCACUUUAGUGAUAGCUUUCUUUAUUUUAGCUGUGAUUAAUUUAUCCCGAAUUGGACGUAGGAAAUUAAGAUGUCCCCGGAAUAUGCUGCACAUGCAUUUGUUUGCUUCGUUCAUAUUUCGUGCAUUCAUGGCAUUGAUGAAGGACAUAUUAUUCGUCUCCGGCAUUUCCUUAGCCUCAGAUGUGAUGAUAAAAAACGGGAAAACAUAUUGGCUGGUUGAUAAAAAAGAGAGCAGUUGGCUUUGUAAAAUGUUCACUAGCUUUUGGCAGUAUUUCAUUCUCGCCAACUACUUUUGGAUAUUAAUGGAAGGUCUUUAUUUGCAUAAUUUAGUCUUUCUAGCACUUUUCACCGAUGUAAACUCGAGCAUUGCUGUCUACAUUUGUCUCGGAUGGGGAUUGCCAGCACUAUUCGUAUUAUGUUGGAUUAUAGCGAGAGUGACUCUUGAAAAUAAGUACUGUUGGACCAUUCAUGAAAAUUCCAAUCUUUUUCUUUUGAUUCGAGUUCCAACUAUGCUCUCCAUUUUGAUCAACUUCGUGUUAUUUGUCAAUAUCGUUAGAGUGCUCUUGUUAAAGUUGAAAUCCACAGUAUCAGAGGAAACACAAAGAUACAAGAGAUGGGCAAAAAGUACUUUGGUUCUGGUACCAUUAUUUGGAGUUCAUUAUACUCUUUUUUUGGGCAUGUCUUACAGUAUUGGUAUAAAUAAAACUGUUGAAAUUGUGUGGCUCUUUUGUGAUCAACUUUUUGCAUCUUUUCAAGGUUUCUUUGUGGCUGUUUUAUAUUGUUUUCUCAAUGGCGAAGUACGGACUGAAGUAACUAGAGUAAUCAAAAACCAGAGAUUACUCCAUUUUCAUACUAAAUGGGUCUCCAGACAUUCCACUCACUCAAAUAGUACGUGUAGUUGCAAUCCAUCGAAAGUUGAUAAACACUCGGAGCGAUCACGCUGGUGGAAAGCACCUUGGCUCUAUUUUCUUAAUGAUAGGACAGCACGACGCUCCACCCACUCGAUGGCGAGUAUACAAGAUAUUGGUACGAGGGGAGGUAGUUUAGCAAGUAGCAGAGGUUACCUGGAAAUUGCAGGAAAUGGACACAGUGCGUAUCCAGAGAAUCAAAAACAAACAAAUCACACGUCACUCUCCUAUGGUAAAUACACCGAUCAAUCGUUACUUCCCUUUUGCUCGAAUGAUUCAGAAGUUACACCCUGUACGGGACUGAAUAUUCAUAAAAUUCGAGAACAGCAUCGUUGGAGUGAUUCAGAAUGCUGUCAUCUCGCUUAUGAAUUACACAAUUUACAUAAUGGACCCACAAAACCUCUUUCAUAAUUUAAUCUAAAUGAUUAUCUAAAUCAAUUUAUCAAAAAAAUUAUCAAAAAAAUUUUGUUCACGAAUAACUAAUGAAGUAAACAUAAUUCUUUCGAUAAAAAAUGAUGUGUGCAAUUAAAAUAUUAAAUUAUCGUAAAAUAUAUAAAGACUAUAAAUUCAAUGUUUUACUAAAAUUGUUUUCAAUUAUUCGCUACUAAAG
This is a messenger RNA of Apis laboriosa (Himalayan honeybee), 2540 nucleotides long. RefSeq names its product parathyroid hormone/parathyroid hormone-related peptide receptor-like. Gene Ontology annotation, cellular component: plasma membrane. The record is from RefSeq and is a predicted model, not a curated record. Gene Ontology annotation, molecular function: G protein-coupled peptide receptor activity; peptide hormone binding. Bases 581 to 2341 code for a protein of 586 amino acids. NCBI's taxonomy places the organism in Eukaryota, Metazoa, Arthropoda, Insecta, Hymenoptera, Apidae. Gene Ontology annotation, biological process: adenylate cyclase-modulating G protein-coupled receptor signaling pathway; cell surface receptor signaling pathway. The transcript is spliced from 13 exons.